This is a messenger RNA of Blastocystis hominis, 1476 nucleotides long. RefSeq lists its product as hypothetical. Gene Ontology annotation, biological process: recombinational repair. The record is from RefSeq and is a predicted model, not a curated record. NCBI's taxonomy places the organism in Eukaryota, Bigyra, Opalinata, Blastocystidae. Gene Ontology annotation, molecular function: damaged DNA binding; ATP hydrolysis activity; ATP-dependent DNA damage sensor activity. Bases 1 to 1476 code for a protein of 491 amino acids. The transcript is spliced from 5 exons.
AUGUAUUCUUUACUACCUAACUAUUAUCGUUUCCUUAAUAAACUAGCUGGAUACUCUUUUCGGCCUAUAAGUGGUUUUCUUGGCUAUUGUCAUCCAUUUCAGCCACACCGGAUUUUUGCAACAGCAGUGCAGUCUGCCUAUGUGUGUUCAACUUGUGGCAGGGAGUAUUCGAAGUGGCAGGGGCAGUGCUCCUCCUGUCAUUCUUGGAACUCAAUACAAAAGGUGUGCAAAACAGAAAAUGCGGGGAACACGUUCCAUCCAGCAACCAAACUCGUAAAGCCUUCGAAAAUUAGGGAGAUUAAACCUGUCGCACACUCCCGCAUUGUUCUCCGAGGGAACGAACUCAAUCGCGUUCUUGGGGGCGGUGUGGUACCUGGAUCCCUUGUUUUAAUUGGUGGAGAACCCGGCAUUGGAAAGAGCACGUUGCUUUUGCAAAUGGCUUCGGACAUUUGUGCCUCAAGGAAGGCGAGCGUUCUCUAUGUUUCUGGAGAAGAGACCGAAGACCAAGUGAAACUCCGUUGUGACCGUCUGGGAAUUGACUCAGAAAGUCUUUCCCUCCUCCACGAAACAGAUUUGGAUUCUGUUCUCCACUAUGUGUACCAGCACGUUCCAUCAGACUUCUCUGCUUUGGUCAUCGAUUCCAUCCAGACAGUCGAGCUCCAAGGAGUUCCCACUGCCGCCGGAUCGAUUCCUCAGGUCCGUUCCUGUGCAUCGCGUCUUCAAGAACUCGCAAAAACUCUGAAUAUUUCAGUGUUUCUGACAGGACAUGUAACAAAAACAGGCGAUUUGGCGGGUCCCCGAACAUUGGAACACUUAGUAGACACGGUGUUGUAUUUGGAAGGAGAUUCCGGGACACACACUCGAAUCAUACGAAGCGUGAAGAACCGAUUUGGUCCCAGUCAUGAGCUUGGUUUGUUUGAAAUGAAAGAGAAUGGAAUGAUUGAAAAAACGGAUUUGUAUUCGUCAUUUUUGACCACAAAACCAUCGAAAAACCACACAAUGCUUGAGGAGGGUUGCUCCGUGGGAAUGAUUUUGAAUGGAACACGAGCAUUGCCGAUAGAGUUUCAAUCACUGCUCAGCAAAUACAAUUCACAGCUUCGACCUCCCCAAAGUCGAUGCAUUGGCGUCUCGUUCGACCGAUUGCAACUAUUGUUAUCUGUGUUGAAAUCGAAAGAGCGAAUUGCAGUCGGCCAAUACGAUGUGUUUAUCAAUGCAGUGGGAGGAAUCCAAGUGUUUGACUCGUCAUCCGACUUGCCAGUGGUGAUGAGUCUGCUAAGUUCUCUGAAGAAAGAGCCGAUUUUGGCAUCUACUUGCUUCAUUGGAGAGAUUGGACUUACAGGAGAACUUCGGCCCGUCCAGCAGCUCGAGAGCAGAUUGAAAACGGCAGCAUCGCUCGGUUUUCAGCAGUGUAUUGUCCCGGCGAUAGAGGGAUCUUCGAUAAAAGAUCAUUACGUAAGGGUUUCGGAGAGAUGGUAA